GCUCAGUUUGGUUCAUUCGGUGCUCGGAAGCGGCAGUGCGGUCCCAACGUUCAACGGCAAGGGCGCUUUAUUUCGCGAACGUCUAGCUGCCAAUUCGGUCGUCGGUUGCGCGUAUACGGUUCUGCGGUGUCUGCGUGCGUUCAACAACUCAUCCUCCGGUGUCUGUCCGGUCGUCUGGAUUCAGUUUUUUUUGGGGGAUGAGAUGUUCGGUGUUUGCAGUUUCUGUCCAUUGUUAUUGGGGGGGAUGCGAUUGAAAAAAACAGUUCGCGGCUGCUGUUCAACAGCUGAUGGAAGAGGAUUGCGUUGAACUCGCGUUGUCCCCGUAGUCAUCGUCGUCGUUGCUGACCGAAAACUUUUUUCUCCCCCCCCCUCCGGAUAUCGUGCGUACGGUCGUCGAGCUCCGCUGUGACGUCAGCUCCGCUCCAGUGCAAUCGGAAGCUAUUCUCCUGUUCCCCGAAAAAGAAUAAAAAAAAAACUUGUGGUGCCAUCCUAUGACCGCACGCCCGGAAGCAACUGUUGACUGGAAUCAUCGUCGUGGACCUGAAGUGUGGUGACCAGUACCAGGAUUUGGUGGAAGUGCCCCCGGUGAAUCGCAACUGUCAAUGCUCAAUAGUGGAUAUAACACAGAACCUAGGAGAAAACGAGUGUAGCAACUGCAUCUUCAACAGUGAACCAAAAGGCGCGAAGAAUACCAGCGUGGUGUGGGGACCGCUGAUGUGACAUCUCGUUCCCGCAACAAUUGUCGUCGGGCCAAGAAACAACUCAGUCGAUCCGUUUGGUCUAGUGUUUUCCGUGUUGUUUUUUGCUUCUCCGUUGCUGUAAGUUGUGAUACGCGCCCCGCUAGAGUGGAUAAAUAAAUUAAUGGUGGCGACGGCAAUCGAUUUGUCUUCUGGUUGUCGGACGGUUGUUCGCAGGACGACGACGAGGACUUUGGAACCUGAAUCCUUUCAAGCGUGUUAUAAUUUCUCAAAAGCAGUAAAAAUGGAAAGUGAACAAUUGAAAAAACCAGGUGCUCUGCAAAUUCAUUACUAGUGGAGUUCAAACAGGAUAAAAUCUAAAACGAAACGAAAGACAAAGUGCUCAAAUGGAAAGAGAUCUGCCACGUGGCAAUACGGGUGGAAGCAACAGCCACCAGUGGGAGUAAUAUGAACAGCUGAUCCCUCGUCAGCUGCCGGCAAUGGUGGGAAAAAUGAGCUGCCCCCUCUUCGGCUUCCCACCCAUCGUUUUCCUACUGCCGGAACCGGAUGUGUUGAACAUUGUGACUUUAUUGUGGUAAGGUAGCCGCCGCCGAAGAGACGACGACGACGAAGCUAUGCAGCUGUGUAGGAGUUGGAGUUUUACCGAACACGACCGGAGAUUGCCUCGAACAACGGUUUGGUUGCUAAAGUUAGACGUAGGUGAAACUCAGAUAUGGUGGAACGUCACCGUUGAUAGAAGUGGACUUAGUGGUGGUGGUAUGUAGUUUGUAGUGAACCCCUUUUGGCGAGAGCUGGUCUCCGAAUGAAAUAAAUCAACGCCGGAAGUUUGCCGAAUCGGAAGUGGACUCUUACAUUAGCAACGCUACCGAAGGCCCUGAUGGGCCAGAGUGCUAGCAUGUGUCGCUUCAAUGGUUGCCGUUACAAGAAAAACAAGCAAGGCCUGCACUUGCGCAGUAUAGAGGAGCCUCAGAGCAGAAUGCCCGCCGAGCAGGGGGGCACAGUGGGGCUCGAUACUUCGUUGGGCUCUCGUUCUGGUGUCCCCCUGCCACUUCAGCUACAGCCAGCUCCAAACAGCACCUCCGGCCAAAAUCACCACCAGCUGGGCCUAAACAGUCAUCAUCACCCGCAUCAUCAUCACCAUCACCAUGUGCACCAUCAGCAUCAUUUGGGCAGCAGUGGGAACAGCGGUGGCACCAGUGGAGCCGGUGCUAUGUCCGUAAGCGCUGGAACAAAUGCUAGCUACGAUGCCGAAUUCGCGCGGAUGGAGUCCUGGCUGGACGAGAAUCCGGAGUUCAUGCAGGAUUACUUCAUACGGAAGGCCACCCGGAACAUGGUUGAUGGGUGGUUGGUUUCGCAUGCCACACCGGUGACAACAGCUGGCGGGAGCAAUAUGGAUUCUCCUACGCAUGGUGCCGGGGGUCAAACCAGUUCCUCACGAGCAGGCUCCGGAGCGACUACUCCAGUGAGGAAAAUCUCGGCUCACGAGUUCGAGCGAGGAGGCCUGCUGAAGCCCAUCGUGAACACCAUCGACGGGACGCCCACCUUUCUCAGCAUCGGGCUGCAGAACGAGUGUCUGCUGUCCGGCGGAGGUCCCAGCCAUCAGAACGGAGGUGCUCUGGGGUUGCCGAGCGGAAGUCAACGACCCCAGCGGUUAUCGCGGAAUGAACUGCGACAGCUGGACGAACGGGAGCUGAUAUUCGAGCUGGUGAAGGACAUCUGCAACGACCUGGACGUGCGGUCGUUGUGUCACAAAAUUCUGCAAAACGUGUCAAUUCUACUGAAUGCGGACCGGGGGUCGCUAUUUCUGGUCCAAGGCAAGAGUACCUGUGGCAGUGAUAAUACCAAAAAAUGUUUAGUAUCUAAAUUAUUCGACGUCUGCUCGAGCAGUACGCUAGAGGAAAUGGAGCAGCAGGACGAGGUGAAGGUGGCGUGGGGCAUGGGAAUCGCAGGUCACGUGGCCGAGAGCGGGGAACCCGUCAACAUACCGGAUGCGUAUCAGGACGAGCGAUUCAACCGGGAAAUUGAUGUACAAACUGGCUACCGUACGAAGGCACUGCUCUGCAUGCCCAUCAAGGACGGCUCCGGCGAUGUGGUUGGAGUAGCACAGGUUAUCAAUAAGCAUGGAGACCAGUGCUUCACAGCUGCCGAUGAGAAGGUAUUUUCAUCGUAUCUGCAGUUCUGUGGUAUUGGGCUUCGAAACGCUCAACUGUACGAAAAAUCACAACUGGAGGUGAAACGCAACCAGGUUCUGCUCGAUUUGGCCCGGAUGAUUUUUGAGGAGCAGAGCACAAUCGAGCAUAUGGUGUUUCGGAUACUGACCCACAUGCAGAGCUUAAUACAAUGCCAAAGAGUUCAAAUCCUACUGGUGCACGAAGCUUCUAAGGGAAGCUUCUCACGGGUGUUCGACUUUGAAGCAAAUGAUCUCAGCGAGGACGAGGGUGAUGCGCGGACCAGCCCAUUUGAAUCCCGGUUUCCCAUCAAUAUUGGCAUUACCGGUUAUGUGGCCACUACCGGAGAGACUGUGAAUAUCGGAAACGCGUACGAGGACGAUCGAUUCGAUCCCAGCGUGGACGAGGGGCAGAGCUUCCGGCACAAAACCAUCCUCUGUAUGGCGAUUAAGAAUUCUCUAGGUCAAAUUAUAGGUGUAAUACAGUUGAUUAACAAGUUCGACGAACUUACUUUUACCAAAAACGAUGAAAACUUCGUAGAAGCCUUCGCCAUCUUCUGCGGAAUGGGCAUUCACAAUACACACAUGUACGAAAAAGCAAUCGUAGCGAUGGCCAAGCAAAGCGUCACACUGGAGGUGCUCAGCUAUCACGCUUCGGCCACCAUCGACGACGCCGUCCGGUUACGGCAACUCAAAGUUCCAUCCGCAGCGUACUAUCAGCUGCACGACUUCAAGUUUGACGAUCUGUCCAUGGGGGAUGACGACACGUUGAAGGCGUGCCUGCGAAUGUUCCUAGAUCUGGACCUGGUCGAGCGGUUUCACAUCGACUACGAAGUGCUCUGCCGGUGGUUGUGCUCGGUCAAAAAGAACUAUCGGCACGUGACCUACCACAACUGGCGGCACGCGUUCAACGUGACGCAGAUGAUGUUUGCUAUCCUGACGUCUACGCAGUGGUGGAAAAUCUUCGGCGAGAUCGAGUGCCUUGCGCUGAUCAUCGCUUGCCUCUGUCACGAUCUGGACCACCGUGGGACCAACAAUUCCUUCCAAAUCAAAGCUUCAUCGCCUCUCGCUCAACUGUAUUCUACGUCAACGAUGGAGCACCACCACUUCGACCAGUGUUUGAUGAUCAUCAACAGCCCCGGAAACCAGAUCCUUUUGAACAUGUCCUCCGAGGAUUACAGCCGCGUAAUCAAAGUUCUAGAGGAUGCCAUCCUGUCCACGGACCUGGCGGUGUACUUUAGGAAACGGGGUCCCUUUCUGAAUCUAGUGAAACCAAAUACGCAGAUGGGGCUGUGGCAGGCGGAAGAACCUCGGUCGCUGUUGCGGGCGAUGAGUAUGACCGUUUGCGAUCUGGCCGCCAUCACCAAGCCGUGGGAGAUCGAAAAGCGGGUGGCCGAACUGGUGAGCUCAGAGUUCUUCGAACAGGGCGACAUGGAGCGGCAGGAACUGAACAUCACGCCGAUUGACAUCAUGAACCGUGAGAAGGAGGACCAGUUACCAAUGAUGCAGGUUGGCUUCAUUGAUUCGAUUUGCCUGCCGAUCUAUGAGGCAUUCGCAUCCCUCUCGGACAAGUUGUCCCCCCUGGUGGAAGGCGUGAAGGACAACAAAAGCCACUGGAUCGAUUUAGCACAAAGUUCCAAAGAAAAGUUUGCCAACAACAACAACAGCAUUACCAGUCAAAAUAAGAACAACAGCAGCAUUACCACCGCGACUACCGAAGAAUCCGGUGAAGAAAAAUCCAACGAUCUCAACAGACGGUCUUCGCUGGGAUCGUCCAAUAGUAACGUCCAAUGCAGCAGUCCCAACCACGCGGUUGACACUGACACCGAUACCCAUAGUACGGGUAGUCAUGAAACCAACAGUACUAGCAACAUUGCGGAAAAGAUCGUCGGACGACUCGGAGUUGACCUAACUACGACUACGGCCGCCUUCGCCGAGGUGCCAUCCUAUCUGAUCGCCAAGAAAGAGAACGGCUGGUUGCACUCGGCGGGCAACGAAAAGAUUAGACUCCUGCGGAUAUCCUCAGUGGAAGGGAAAUCCACUAGCAGCGAGCCACCACUUUUGGACCAAUGAACCCAUUCGGGUUACCCUCAUAUAAGGAGAAAACCGAGAAGCACAAGCAGACUAUUUACGACCACAUAAAACAAGUAUUCUACCACAAGCACACACGAAUUUAAUCUUAGACCGAUUCUUCCGAUAAGUGAUUUCCAUUACCUGCAUGGUCUGACUCGUGAGGACAGUUUUCAGUUUUACUUACGUAGUGUUUCGAUUUAUUGUGUUAAAUACAGUAUAGGGUUUUUGAUGCCAUAAUGCUCUCUCGCUCUGUGAAUUGUUAUACACGCUUUAUGUAUUGGAAGUUGGCGUCCAGCCACGUAAGAAUAAUUCCUCAAUCUUACACUUAAAAAGUUUGAAAUCAAUCAUUUUUGUUUUUAAAUUGCGAGCAUUAAUUUCAUCAAUGUCUAAGUUCCGCUUUAAAUUUACGUACAUAAGUCAGAUAAGCAAACAAGGGAGCAAUCAUCCGUUUAGAUUUGAUAAAAAAUAGAACACCCACAAGAACCUAUUCGACAAUUAAGUUACACUGAAGUGGAGAAGAAGAAAUAUCAAAUCAAGCAGCACUAGUCAGCAGGUUAAUAAUCUAAUUUCUAAGUCCAUUCGUACUAUUUAAGAAGAAAACUAUCAUGUAGGUUAGUGUUAUCUGAGAGUCCCCGAUGUGCGUGUGAUUGAGUGGCAGUCUAGUGACUGCUUUGAAUGGCGAAAGCGAAUCGAAAACAAUAAAAAAGCAAAAGAAUCCUAAAACCAAGAAACAACCACAUGUGUUAUAAUGAUGUAUAAUAUAUAUGGAGCUGUUGAUUGACGUUUCCUGGGAUAGUUUAAAUUCUGAUUCUUGUGAUAGGAUUUCUGUAACGCAAGAGUUGAUCAGUCCUAAAUUAAAUAUUUCCUAUAUUUAAAGAGUAAA
Aedes aegypti (yellow fever mosquito) is the source of this 5821-nucleotide messenger RNA. Its product is annotated as dual 3',5'-cyclic-AMP and -GMP phosphodiesterase 11. Gene Ontology annotation, molecular function: protein binding; 3',5'-cyclic-AMP phosphodiesterase activity; 3',5'-cyclic-GMP phosphodiesterase activity. Gene Ontology annotation, biological process: signal transduction. The record is from RefSeq and is a predicted model, not a curated record. The coding region runs from base 1576 to 4938 and encodes 1120 amino acids. Lineage: Eukaryota; Metazoa; Arthropoda; Insecta; Diptera; Culicidae. The transcript is spliced from 18 exons.